This is a messenger RNA of Paramuricea clavata, 870 nucleotides long. The record is from the annotation of a GenBank genome assembly. NCBI's taxonomy places the organism in Eukaryota, Metazoa, Cnidaria, Anthozoa, Malacalcyonacea, Plexauridae.
AUGGCAACCGUUCCGUUUUCAGAUAAUUACGAAGUUAAAAAUCCCGCGUGUCCAUCACGUGUCGGUCUGUGUCCUAUUCAGGGGAACUCGAGUGUUUUUACAUCCAUGACUUACACCUGGAGUCUACUGUUAUCCCUCAGUGUACUAGCAUUGGUUGAAAAUAGCACAGGGCAAAAAAGUUGGAAAAUUCCGUGGCUAAUUUUAGUUGGAUUUUUAUCAUACACUGUUUUGGUUAGCCUUUCUUAUUUUAAGCUUCCAUGUUCUCAUGAUUCCUGGUUGAACUUUGUUGUGUACCUACUUGUCCUUAUAAAUCCAGCUACAUGCCUAAUUACUGUCUAUUUACCUAAAUUGCACCUUAUUAGCACAUGUUCGCUUCAUUUGAAAAGUUUUCAAAAAUCGUCUGGGAGCAUGCGCAAAGGUUCGAGGUACCAAGACUCUUCCACUGGGGAAGUUAUUGUUAAUCAUUCACUUCACGCAGGCUCCCACGAGGGGUCGCGCGCAGGACUACUUGCGGGACUACACGCGAGUACCAACCACGCAUCCACACGGCCCGCGAGUUCUGUAUCCGACACAAGCUCUCGUGUAUUCAACAUACAAAAAUCUAUUCAAAUUGUUUCGAACCUAUUUGGGCCAAAGGAGCCUGGAUACCAGUUAUUACGGCUGCCUAGUCACUAUGACAACGUACGUGAACAAGUAAUCACGUGGGAUAACAUUAGCCAAUCAUCGCUCACAAUAACUCUUGCCAGUGACGUUGAUGAUCAAAGCAUUGGAUGUCAAAGUGAGGGCAGCUUGGAACUGGCCGAAAUAACUUUUGAAGAAUUGAAAGAGAUGACAGAAUUUUUAAAAGGCCUCAGGUCGUCGGAUGUUUAA